Messenger RNA from Fibroporia radiculosa, 756 nucleotides. RefSeq lists its product as uncharacterized. Gene Ontology annotation, cellular component: nucleus. The transcript has 4 exons. The coding region runs from base 1 to 756 and encodes 251 amino acids. Gene Ontology annotation, biological process: error-prone translesion synthesis; error-free translesion synthesis. Lineage: Eukaryota; Fungi; Basidiomycota; Agaricomycetes; Polyporales; Fibroporiaceae. The record is from RefSeq and is a predicted model, not a curated record. Gene Ontology annotation, molecular function: deoxycytidyl transferase activity; DNA-directed DNA polymerase activity.
AUGGAUAAGUUUGUUGCCGUUACAAAGCCUUCCACGAGCCGCGCUCUUGGCGAUCAGCUCCAGCAGCGCAAAACAUAUCGCUACAAUCCAUACAGUGCGCGAAAAGCCGACGAACAGAAGUUCGCGAACUGGAAGGAUAAGAAGAGAACCGAGAAGAUCCUAGCGCCAUUGCUGAAGGAACCGGAAGCCAAGCCAUCCUCCGCAAAGCUCACUAAACAUCUCCUGAAUACUUUACAGGAUGAGUCUAAUCCAAUAACGCAUUCGGAUAUUUACCAUCGCUCGGAUUAUGUUACUUCUGCUGCGACGGGACAUCAACGUUCAGAUCGUCGAGUUAACCAGAAGAGCUAUUGGGAGGCGCGAACGGAAAAGCUUGCCCAGCAAUUACCUCCGACGCCCUCCGACGCCACAGUUCUUUGCAAUGUCCGCGUAUACAUCAACGGCUAUCUCGAAGAUACGACUGAUAUCGAGAUGAAACGGAUCGUCACACUUGCCGGAGGGCAAGUUAUGCACACGGCUUCAGGAGCAACACAUAUACUCACAUCACAACAAUUGAGUGCAUCCAAGACACAAAAGUUGUUGACCACUCGCUCGAAGAUCAAGGUGCAUGUGGUGAAGCCUGAGUGGAUAACAGACAGCAUCAGUGCAGGAAAACGACUACCUGAACGCAAGUAUGCUGUGAUCAAAGAUACAACAACAACGAGUCUCGCCGAGACGUUCAAGGCUGGGUCCACUGUACAAGAUGCAACGUUGGGUUGA